AUGGACUUCUGCCGAAUCCGCAUGAUGGACAACGACAACCAGGCCCUCGACGCCGUCUUGCCCCGCGAUGAGAACGGCUGCGGCGUGCGAGACGGCACGGCCAUGACGAUCACAGAGGAGAUCUACUGGAGCGACGAGGCCAACAAGACCUGCGACGGGCUUUACGCCGAGCUCACCUGCCGCGUCUACUUCAAGGCCCACGAAGGCUUCAACCUUACCUUGCGCGACGGUGCCAUCUGCCUCUUGCCCACCGACGCCGAUGUCAAGAUGGCAGCCCCGGCGUACCCUCUUCUUGAGUCGGCUUACGACUUGCAGCACCGUGCCCACCACCUCGCGGAUCUAAAUGAGGUUGCAACACCGUCCACUGCUGCAGGUCCUAGCAGGAGAUCACGAGGCAAGGAACCCCCAUCCCCUCAGGCAAGCGAGGACUCUAAAGGAGGCAUUGCAAGUUUGCAACUGUUGAAUGAAAUACUUCUCGUUGUAUCAUUGUGCAUGUACAUUAAGUUCUGGAGGCUGAGAAAUUACCCGUUGUACCCCAUGGACUGGCCGGUUGUGGGCAUGCUCCCUUCCCUCGUUGCCAAUCUCCACAACUUCCACGACGAACUCACUGUCGUCCUUGCCACCAACGGGUGUAACUUCAAGGCGCGAGGGCCGGUAGCAAGUGGCAUGCGGUUCUUCGUCACCGCUGAACCGGCAAACGUCCGGCACAUCUUCACCUCCAACCAUGCAAACUACCCCAAGGGCGAGGAUUUUGCUGAAAUCUUCGACAUCUUUAGCGGCACCAUCUUCACCAUUGAUGGUGAGGCCGGCCGCCAGCAUAGAGCCAUGUUCCAGAACAUCUUGAGCAAUCCACGGUUACUUGCCUUGAUGGCAAGUUGCUGCCGUGACAAGGUGGUGAACGGACUCCUCCCGUUCUUGACCCGCAUGGGCAGCACCAGGACAACGUUCGACAUGCAGGAUUUGAUCACAAGGUUGGUGUUCGACCUUACUGCCACGCCGAUCUUCGGUGUCGACCCGGGUUGCCUGUCCAUCAGCAUGCCGUCUAUCCAUGUUGCAACCGCCAUGGACACGUUCAUGGAGGUCGGCUUAUUCCGGCACACCAUGCCGGCUUGUUUCUGGAAGGUGAUGAGACGGCUAAACAUCGGUCCAGAGAGGAAGCUGGCCAUGGCGGAAACAGUGAUGCAUGCUUUCAUCAGGGAGAUGACUGAGAAGUCGAAAGCCAGGUGCGCCGAUCUCCUUGAUGAUGUGUUGGCCAUGGACAUUAUUUCUGCUAACCCAUCAGUGGGCAGAGACGAUGUCCUACUACGUAAUGUACUCAUCGUUCACAUGAUCGCCGGGCGGGACACGGUUGGUACCACGCUACCGUGGGUAUUCUACAACCUCGCCAGGAACCCCCGUGUGGUCUCUUGCAUCCGCAAGGAACUGGCACCCAUCGCAUCGCUCAAGGCCACUGCUCUCGCCUCCAAUAGCAUCAGCAGUGUGGUCGUCUUUGAUCCAAAGGAGACUGAACACCUAGUCUACCUUCAGGCAGCCUUAUUGGAGUCGCUCAGGUUGUACCCACCAGGCCCGAUCGAGCGCAAGGUGGUGCUAGCCGACGAUGUGCUCCCAAGUGGUCACCAGUUGUGCUCCGGUGAAACCAUCCUGAUCUCCAUCUAUGCCAUGGGUAGAAUGGAAUCCCUGUGGGGCAAGGAUUGCCAUGUGUACCGUCCGGAGAGGUGGCUGUCCGAGGACGGUGCUAAACUGCGUUACGUGCCGUCCAAUAAAUUCAUGGCGUUUAACACAGGGCCGAGGAUGUGCCUUGGCAAGGACAUAGCAAUUGCGCAGAUGAAGACCAUCGUUGCCGCGGUGGUGUGGAACUUUGAUAUGGAGGUGUUGGAAGGGCAGAGCAUCGAGCCAAAGCUGUCGUGCAUUCUUCAAUUGAAGAACGGGCUCAUGAUGAUGGUUAAGCAGAGAGAGUAAUCAAUGUGACAUGGAAUAAGCUAGGUGCAAUGCAACUACAGAUCGACUCAGUCCUGGCAUAUAUGGUUUGAACAAAAUAGUUAAAUCCAAACUUAUAAUGAAGUAAAUGGAGGCGUAACAUGUAUUUUCGUCAUUAAAUAAAGUCUACG
Messenger RNA from Setaria italica (foxtail millet), 2108 nucleotides. Its product is annotated as noroxomaritidine synthase. Gene Ontology annotation, molecular function: monooxygenase activity; oxidoreductase activity, acting on paired donors, with incorporation or reduction of molecular oxygen; heme binding. The coding region runs from base 1 to 1959 and encodes 652 amino acids. NCBI's taxonomy places the organism in Eukaryota, Viridiplantae, Streptophyta, Magnoliopsida, Poales, Poaceae. The record is from RefSeq and is a predicted model, not a curated record. The transcript is spliced from 4 exons.